AUGCAUAUUCCUGCGGCACUUCAAACUGCAGACAUCUUUACCAAAGCUUUGCCAAGGAAGGCGUUUGAACAGCUUAGAAGCAAACUUGGUGUAGAAGAAACUCCUACGCCAAAACAGAGCAAGGAUGUACGGUUCCCACCUUCAAUCCCUUCACACCGCUCUUAUCGUGUAGUGGCUAAGGAUAAGGCAGUCUGUCUAUUACCUUUCCAGCUUCAAGUUAAUAAAAUACAGAAGUUCAGUUUCUCUCACAGUCCCAUCUCCGGCAUGCUCGUCCAGCCGACCGUCGGUUACUACAGCGACCGAUGCACGUCAAGAUUCGGUCGUCGGCAUCCUUUUAUCGCUUCUGGAGCCGUCCUCGUCAUAGUCGCCGGUUUACUGAUCGGUUACGCCGCUGAUCUCGGACAAGUGACAGGAGACAGACUCGAGGACAAGGUGAAGGUGCGUGCCAUAUGGUUCUUCGCUCUCGGGUUCUGGAUCCUGGACGUGGCGAACAACACUCUCCAAGGCCCUUGUCGGGCUUUUUUAGCCGAUUUAGCCGCGGGAGACGCGAGGAAAACGCGGGCGUUUUUUUCCUUCUUCAUGGCGGUUGGAAACAUAUUGGGAUACACAACAGGUUCUUACACCAACCUACACAAGAUUUUCCCCUUCACGAUGACUAGAGCAUGCGAUAUCUACUGCGCGAAUUUCAAGAGUUGUUUCUUCCUCUCCAUUGUUUUACUCUUGUUUGUAACCAUAUCAUCGCUCUGGUACGUUAAAGACAAGCAAUGGUCACCGGAAAAGGAAGACCCCGAAGUGAAGACACCCUUCUUCGGGGAGAUCAUUGGAGCCUUCAAGGUGAUGGAACGUCCUAUGUGGAUGCUGAUAAUCGUCACUGCCCUAAACUGGAUCGCCUGGUUCCCUUUUCUUCUGUUCGAUACCGAUUGGAUGGGUCGUGAGGUGUACGGUGGAGACUCGAGCGGGAACGAUGGUUUGAAGAAGCUUUACAACCAAGGAGUCCAUGCCGGUUCGUUGGGACUGAUGAUAAAUGCCAUCGUUCUUGGAUUCAUGUCGCUUGGUAUUGAAUGGACUGGACAGAAAAUGGGUGGUGCUAAACGGCUCUGGGGAGUUGUGAAUUUCAUCCUCGCGGUGUGUUUGUCCAUGACGGUUUUGGUUACAAAGUAUGCCGAUGCUCACAGGAAAACCGCCGGUGAAUUGGCCGGUCCGACCGAUGGCAUUAGAGCUGCUGCAUUGUCUCUCUUUGCUAUUCUUGGUAUUCCACUUGCUGUUACAUUCAGUAUUCCGUUUGCACUAGCUUCCAUAAUCUCAAGCAACUCCGGCGCUGGUCAAGGCCUUUCACUGGGAGUUCUAAAUUUGGCAAUCGUGAUACCACAAAUGGUGGUGUCGCUUGGAGCUGGACAGUUCGAUUCGUGGUUCGGAGGUGGAAACCUACCAGGAUUUGUGGUCGGAGCAAUUGCAGCUGCAAUCAGUGGUGUAGUGGCAAUAGCUGUUCUACCUUGAUCAGAUCUAUGUCUGGUCAUGUGGCCAGCUCUAAUAUUUUAAUACACCUAUAGAGCAAAAGAGUUAUUAGGCCAAGUUUGAAUUAUGUUUCUGUCUGUCAAACAAAACCUUUGUAAUUUUUGCAUAUUUAGUAUGACCCGCACAACCGUGCG
Molecule: messenger RNA, 1649 nt
Organism: Raphanus sativus (radish)
Lineage: Eukaryota; Viridiplantae; Streptophyta; Magnoliopsida; Brassicales; Brassicaceae
Product: putative sucrose transport protein SUC6
Exons: 5
Coding region: 1-1497 (498 amino acids)
Biological process (GO): sucrose transport
Cellular component (GO): vacuole; plasma membrane
Molecular function (GO): sucrose:proton symporter activity
Source: RefSeq, a predicted model, not a curated record